UGUUUUUGUGUUGAUUGUAAGGUCCUGCGCUUUCUGCCCCCACUUUAUCGCCGCCGGCACUCCCCGACUUCCGGUUGGCCGCGCGACGCCGCCGUCGUCCGCCGUUCUCGCCCUCUUGCAGUGCUUUUCAAGGAAGCAAAAAAGACAAGUUGAGACUAAUCAGCCGCCGCCAUGGGUAAGGAAAAGAUUCACAUCAAUAUCGUCGUCAUCGGCCACGUCGACUCCGGUAAAUCAACAUCUACUGGUCAUUUGAUUUACAAAUGCGGUGGAAUCGACAAGCGUACCAUUGAGAAGUUCGAGAAGGAAGCGCAGGAGAUGGGUAAAGGUUCGUUCAAAUACGCGUGGGUCUUGGACAAGCUGAAAGCGGAGCGUGAGCGUGGUAUUACCAUUGACAUCGCCCUCUGGAAGUUCGAGACUGCCAAGUAUUACGUUACCAUUAUCGACGCGCCUGGACACAGGGAUUUCAUCAAGAACAUGAUUACCGGUACUUCUCAAGCGGAUUGCGCUGUGUUGAUUGUCGCUGCCGGUACCGGUGAGUUCGAAGCCGGUAUUUCCAAAAACGGCCAAACUCGUGAACACGCUCUGUUGGCGUUCACUCUCGGCGUGAAGCAGUUGAUCGUCGGUGUGAACAAGAUGGACUCCACCGAGCCGCCGUACAGCGAGACGCGUUUCGAGGAAAUCAAAAAGGAGGUGUCCUCGUACAUCAAGAAGAUUGGUUACAAUCCACUCGCUGUACCAUUUGUUCCUAUCUCCGGCUGGCAUGGCGAUAAUAUGCUCGAGGCUUCGGACAAGAUGCCAUGGUUCAAGGGAUGGACCGUCGAGCGUAAGGAGGGUAAGGCUGAUGGUAAAUGCUUGAUUGAAGCAUUGGACGCCAUCUUGCCGCCUUCUCGUCCUACUGAAAAGCCACUGCGUUUACCACUUCAGGAUGUUUACAAAAUUGGUGGUAUUGGUACAGUACCAGUGGGCCGUGUGGAGACUGGCAUCCUCAAGCCAGGCAUGGUGGUAACCUUCGCCCCUGCUGGUCUGACCACUGAAGUAAAGUCCGUGGAGAUGCACCACGAGGCAUUGUCCGAAGCCGUUCCCGGCGACAAUGUCGGUUUCAACGUCAAGAACGUGUCCGUUAAGGAAUUGCGUCGUGGUUAUGUCGCUGGUGAUUCCAAGGCAUCGCCACCACGCGGCGCUGCUGAUUUCCUGGCGCAGGUUAUUGUCCUGAACCAUCCCGGUCAGAUCGCCAACGGAUACACGCCGGUGCUGGAUUGUCACACGGCGCACAUUGCGUGCAAAUUCGCCGAGAUCAAGGAGAAGUGCGACCGUCGUACCGGUAAGACCACCGAGGAGAAUCCCAAGUCGAUCAAGUCGGGCGACGCCGCCAUUGUCAACCUGGUGCCCUCGAAGCCGAUGUGCGUCGAGUCGUUCCAGGAGUUCCCGCCGCUGGGACGCUUUGCUGUGCGUGACAUGCGUCAAACUGUCGCUGUGGGUGUUAUCAAGUCGGUCACCUUUAAAGAUACCACUGGCAAGGUGACGAAGGCCGCCGAGAAGGCGCAGAAGAAGAAAUAACUAGACUUAGUCACAUCCGCUGCCAUCGAAUGCGAUCGUGCGCAGGACGCGUUCGCCAGUAAUCAUCGUUUGUUAUUCUCUAGGUGGCUCCAGCAGCAUUACUUUCAUCGCAAAGAGUUUAGAAGGAAAAACUACGUGGCUAUAUUAAGUUCCCUUUUUAAGAUUAUUUAAAUUAUAUUACGAUCCAUAUUGAUAUUUUUAUUUUUCGUUUCUAAGUUCUCUGCGUGAGGCGUCGAAUUGUUUUCUUCUUUGUUUUCUGUGUUUUUGUACGGUUUUUGUUUCGGAGACAGGCAGGGGACGAAGUGGAUGGGAUGGUAUUGAAUGUGGGGGGGGAAGACGACGACGAAAGGCACGUUUUCGAUUGUCUGAUUAGUGUUUAAGUUUUUGUUUGAUGAGCGUACUUGUUUUCGUAACUUUAUAAAACGAUCACACUGAGCAAUGACUUCUGAAUUCUGAACUAUUGCAGACACUUGAAAUAUUCUCACUUCUUGACGAUAGAAUUGAAUUUAAUGUUAUACCAACAAUAUCUGACUUAAUAAAAUGCAUACAAAUA
Molecule: messenger RNA, 2110 nt
Organism: Dalotia coriaria
Lineage: Eukaryota; Metazoa; Arthropoda; Insecta; Coleoptera; Staphylinidae
Product: elongation factor 1-alpha-like
Exons: 4
Coding region: 172-1557 (461 amino acids)
Biological process (GO): translation; translational elongation
Molecular function (GO): GTPase activity; GTP binding; translation elongation factor activity
Source: RefSeq, a predicted model, not a curated record